Molecule: messenger RNA, 2475 nt
Organism: Plasmodium malariae
Lineage: Eukaryota; Apicomplexa; Aconoidasida; Haemosporida; Plasmodiidae
Gene: DBP5
Product: ATP-dependent RNA helicase DBP5, putative
Exons: 1
Coding region: 1-2475 (824 amino acids)
Biological process (GO): poly(A)+ mRNA export from nucleus
Cellular component (GO): nucleus; cytoplasmic stress granule
Molecular function (GO): RNA binding; RNA helicase activity; ATP binding
Source: RefSeq, a predicted model, not a curated record
AUGAAUUUAAAAGAAGAAACUGUCAAUACUAAUAAGAAGGAAAUUGAGAAAAAGAAUGAUAGUGCAAAAGACAACGAAUUAAAAGAAAUGAUGGACAAAAAAAAGGAAACAAGUGCAGAUGAUGUCAAUGGGGAUGCAGAAAAUGCAAAGGAUGAAAUUAAAAAGGAAGGGCAGAAGGAGGAGCAGAAGAAAGAACAGAAAGAAGGGAAAGGUGAUGAUAGUGUUAUGAAUAUGCUUUUAAGCUACCUGCAAAAAAAUAAGGAUGACCCAAAGGUCCUACAAACGAUGCUAAAUGUGAUGAACGGACAAGGAAAAAAUAAUUUGCCUACAAGUGCCCCAAAUCUAGGUGCAUACAUAAAAAAAGAACAACAAGAAGAGAAAGAGGGAGGAGGGGGAAAUGAAGAAAAUAAAUUAUCAUGUGAUGGAAGUGCGACGAGUGAAAAAAAGGAUAACAUCCAAGUAACCAAAGAAAAUAAAGGAAUGGGAGAAGAAAAAGAAAAAAGCAAAAAAAGUGAAGGGGAGAGGGGGGGUAGCAAACUAUAUUAUAUAUUUAGUAGGAAAAAAGACAAGGAUGAUGAAAAGAAGAAUAAAACAAAAAACGAAAAGAUCAAAUCAAAUGAUGUACAUGUUUCAGUUGGGGAAAAUAUUACAGCAAAUUCUACAAAGGAAAAUCAGUCAAACAUAACUAGCAAUAUUGGUGAAGAUGAAAAGGAUAAAAAUAGUAGUAAGUUUGGUUUUGGCUACUUUAGCUCAAAUAAAUUAAGUGAAAAUGCGUCUUCCUCUGUAACUGCUCUUGAUAGUAAAGCUAAUGAUACAAACUUAGAAAGUAUUGAAAAUAAUAGAGCAGUAAAAAAAAAACACAGUGAACUGGUGGAAGAUAAUGAUGACUAUGAAAUUGAAAAUGUAGAGGAAAAGGAACCAAUGGAGGAGGAGGCCAUAUCGUUAAUAGAAAAUAUGAACAUAAUAAAUAAUGACAAGAAGAAAAGUGACCCAUUAGGUAUAGGAAGUUUGAACAACAUAAGUAGUAGUAGUAAUAAUAAUAGUAAUAAUUAUAGUAAUAAUAAUAAUAAUAGUAAUAAUUAUAGUAAUAAUAAUAAUAAUAGUAAUAAUUAUAGUAAUAAUUAUAACAGUAAUAAUAAUAAUAGUAGUAUUUAUAAUAGUAAUAAUAACAGUGGAGGUGACAACAACGACUCGGGGGAUUUUAAACUGUAUCAUUCGAAAAACACAUGGGAGGAACUAAAGAUAGACAAUGAAUUAAUACAAAUAUUAACCUACUUAAAAUUUUUUGGCCCGUCAAAAAUUCAAGCAUAUGCUUUGCCAAUUAUUUUAAAUAGUAACAAAAAUUUAAUAGCUCAAUCACAAAACGGAUCUGGAAAAACCCUCACAUUUGUUAUUGCUAUGUUAUCGAAAAUUAAUAGAACGUUAUCAUGUCUACAAGCAGUUUGUAUAUGUCCAACCAGAGAAUUAUCACAACAGAAUUAUGAUGUUGUUGGUAAUUUCACGAAAUAUUUGAAUGUAAAAGUUUUCUUAGCUGUUCCAUUAUGUGAAAGAUAUAAUAAGGCAAGUGGUUUUCAAAUAUAUGUAGGUACUCCUGGAAAAACAUUAGACUUUUUAAAAAGAAAAUAUAUUGAUACAACAAAUAUAAAAAUAUUUGUUUUGGAUGAAGCAGAUGAUUUAAUUGAUAUUAAAAAUAAUAUGUCAUCACAAGUAGAAAGUAUCAAAAGAUUUUUACCAAAACAUACUCAAAUCCUUUUAUUCUCAGCUACAUAUAAUAAAGAUGUUCGUUUAUUUGCGGACCAAUUUGCUCCUAGAGCUACUAAAAUAAGUGUAAGACAAGAAGAUUUAACAUUAAAAUGUGUUAAGCAAUAUUAUUUAAUUACUGAAAAUGAUGAACAGAAAUAUUAUUAUUUGUCAGAAUUAUACUGUUCUAUGACCAUAUCUCAGUGUGUUAUUUUUGUUAAUUCAAAAAAAGCAGCUUAUAAUUUAUAUCAGUUUAUGACAGAUAAUAAUCAUAACGUUACUUUAAUUUGUGCUGAUAGUAUAAUUAGUCGAUUUACAAAAAACCAAGUACAAAAAGCUAAUGUAUUAGGAAUGGAUCCAAAGACAAGAGAUACAUUAAUGUCUGAUUUUAAAAAAGGAAUUUCCAAAGUUUUAAUCUGUACAGAUUUAUUAUCAAGAGGUAUUGAUGUGCCUUCCAUAAGUUUAGUUAUUAAUUUUGAUUUACCAUAUAUUUAUCAGGGAAGAAUAGAAGAAAAUUCAAAUCCUUUAUCUAACCAAAGAGUAAAUAUGGAAACCUACAUUCACCGAAUUGGUAGAACAGGAAGAUUUGGAACAAAGGGUAUGGCCAUAAAUUUUAUUAGUAAAAAUCAAAUGACGCAUAUUCGUCAAAUUGAACAGUUUUAUAAGUGUAUCAUAUCUGAUUUGGAAUUUGAUUCAGAGCUCAUGAUAACAUCCUUGACGAAAAUUAAAACUUAA